AUGGGAAACUAUAGGCCAAUUGGGCCCAAGAUUGGUUCCAAGAUUGGUUCCAAGAUUGGUUCCAAGAUUGGUUCCAAGAUUGGUUCCAAGAUUGGUUCCAAGAUUGGUUCCAAGAUUGGUUCCAAGAUUGGUUCCAAGAUUGGUUCCAAGAUUGGUUCCAAGAUUGGUUCCAAGAUUGGUUCCAAGAUUGGUUCCAAGAUUGGUUCCAAGAUUGGUUCCAAGAUUGGUUCCAAGAUUGGUUCCAAGAUUGGUUCCAAGAUUGGUUCCAAGAUUGGUUCCAAGAUUGGUUCCAAGAUUGGCAAGAUUGUUCCAAGAUUGAUUGGUUCCAAGAUUGGUUCCAAGAUUGGUUCCAAGAUUGGUUCCAAGAUUGGUUCCAAGAUUGGUUCCAAGAUUGGUUCCAAGAUUGGUUCCAAGAUUGGUUCCAAGAUUGGUUCCAAGAUUGGUUCCAAGAUUGGUUCCAAGAUUGGUUCCAAGAUUGGUUCCAAGAUUGGUUCCAAGAUUGGUUCCAAGAUUGGUUCCAAGAUUGGUUCCAAGAUUGGUUCCAAGAUUGGUUCCAAGAUUGGUUCCAAGAUUGGUUCCAAGAUUGGUUCCAAGAUUGGUUCCAAGAUUGGUUCACAGUUACAUUAA
This is a messenger RNA of Callorhinchus milii (elephant shark), 627 nucleotides long. RefSeq lists its product as uncharacterized. Bases 1 to 627 code for a protein of 208 amino acids. NCBI's taxonomy places the organism in Eukaryota, Metazoa, Chordata, Chondrichthyes, Chimaeriformes, Callorhinchidae. The record is from RefSeq and is a predicted model, not a curated record. The transcript is spliced from 3 exons.